CCUAAAAUUGCAUGAAUUUAGUUAUUAAUCUUUCCAUUGGUGUCUUGAAAUGCAUGCCAUUUGUUUAUUGGACAAAAUAAAAAACUGUUUGUUUUUCAACCAAUACAGUAACAAUAUUUCCCAUUAUUCGAGUUAGUGAGCCAUGGUUUCGAUCUGACACAAAUUUAUUUGUCAAAAUACCGUAAUAAACAUAAUCGUCUUUAUCUCCGUUGUUUCUUAUGUUUCCUCCUGUCUGCCCCGGUUUGUUUUGUGUAUUUUAUCAUAUUUUCUUGUGUAAAUGUAAAAUCGCAUAAUAUUACAACAAUAAACUGUUGGGCUAACAAUAAUCAUAUAAACAUAACGUGCAUAAUCUAAGUAAGGUUAAAUAUAUUAUAUAGAAAAAUAGAACAUAAAAGCAGCUGUACAAAUACACUAGCUACUAGCUUCGUUCAUGCACGUUAAAGAAAUCUGUUAGAAUGUGUACAUCAUAGCUGUAGUAUCUAUGUGCUGAAAGUCAAUGGUCAGCAACCAUAAGGCUGGUGGAUGGUACAAUGAGUGAGGAGUCGCAGUAUGAUGGGAGCAACAAGAGUCCAUCAUUGGCUGCCAGCGAGGCGGGACUGCCCGCUGCAGAGUGUGAUGCACAAGUUGAUGCCUCUGUGCACACUUCACAGACUAAUAUUGCUCAGAUGACAGCAAGCUCGGCCCCUACUGAAGGCAACAAGUGGAAAUGUGAGAUCUGCACAUAUGAGAACUUCCCACUUUCACGCAAGUGUACCAUGUGCCGAGCACAAAAACCGUCUCUCGGUGAGGACAUAUUCAAGCUGCAGGACGGCGCCAGCGCUUUGCCCACACAGGAUGACUGUGGCGCAGAAGCCAUAGCAGAGAGGCUGAAACCUUUGAGGAUAUCAUCUCCGCAGGGACAAGCCGGCGCCUCGGCUGUCACCAAGUGGCCUUGUGCGACAUGUACGUACGAAAACUGGCCUCGCUCGUUGAAGUGUGCGAUGUGCGGCGCGCCCGCGCCCGCGCACCGCCCGCACCCCGCGCACCCCACACACCCCGCGCACCCCGCACACCCCACGACCGCUGUAGGUAUCAACGACAUCUGCAACAGUCAGCCCACGCCGCAACACGACGUUGAAGCCAACGCGCGCCGCUCCAAGCGAAGGAACAACACCGACUGGAUAUGGCUGCAAGCCUGCCUAGGUGUGGUGGAAGGCGACGCGCAUUGUGUGGACGCCUAUCUAUCAUCGGGAGGAGACCCUGCAAGAGCGCUAACGGCAUCUGAAGUGGCCCUGUUGAAUCGCGCCUCAGCCUUUGACCCUGGUCACACCCUCGUUCACCUAGCUAUCAGAUUUCAAAGGCAAGAAAUACUGUCGACAUUGCUGUCUCGAAUAUCGGGCGGUGGCCCCGGACUGAAAAGGUCACCUUCCUACGUAGCUCCGGAUCUCGCGACGGCCAUUCGUCGCCACAUCUCGAGCUGCGUGCGUCACAAAAAGGGUAGCUUUCCCUGCCGGUACAUCAACGAGUUCUGCACGUUUUCCCUGCCUUCAGAAAUCGAGGAGCUCCCGGCGGCGAUACAAGAGCAGCUGUUCACGGAGCUGUUGGACCGCGACGCGCAACAAACGUUGGAGGCGGAUCCACCACUAAUCAAUUGGAGUUUGCAUCUCACUGUUACACUAGGUUCACGUCUGUACGCACUGUGGAACCGCUCCGCAGGCGACUGCUUGAUGGACGCGGUGUGCCAGGCCGCGUACGGAGUGUCCGACCGCACCAACGUGCUGCGCGGCGCGUUGGCCGACGCUCUCCAUCACGCGAACCGCAGUUUCUACGCUCGCUGGACGGCGUGGGAGCGGCUGCAGGCGGCGCAGCUGCACUACCAGCCCGAGGAGACGCAGCUGCGUACGGAGUGGUCGCGACUCGUGGCCGCCGCCGCCAGGCCCGGCACUGCGCUGCACCAGCUACACGUGUUCGCUUUGGCGCACGUGAUGCGGCGGCCGAUCUUCGUGUACGGCGUCGACAUAGUCAACUCCUUCCGCGGGGAGGCGCUCGGCUACGCGAGGUUCCAGGGAAUCUACCUACCUUUGCUGUGGGAUCCAGAGUUCUGUUCCAAGUCGCCUCUGUGCCUCGGCUACACGCGCGGGCACUUCUCCGCGCUCGUGCCCAUAGAGCCUUAUUCGCAUCGACACGCUUACAUCUGUCGGGAGCAACAGGAAGAGAGUGAGGACACGACGUACCUGCCGCUCACGGACUCGGAAGGGAAGCUGUUGCCCGUGCACUUCCUCACCUGCGAUGAGCUAGCAGAGGAGGAAGCCGUGGUGCGUCGCUGGGUGACGUCACACGCCAGUGGUGGCACCUUCGCGGCCGCUCAGCGCCUGCAUGCCAGACCCCUGCUACAGGCCCAGAUGCUAGAAGAGUGGCUCAACCACUAUAGAAGACUUGCGCAACAAACCCGAGGCCCAUUCCCGCCAAGACUGCAUACAGCCGCGGAGUUCUCAUCCGACGCGGAUACAGACGACGAGUAACAUACACACACACACACACACACACACAGACAAUUACAUGCUACAGACACACAUAACACACUCAAGCACACAACACACCACCUGACCCAACUUAUUUUGUGUGAAAUAAAAUCGUAUAUACACUACUAGCGAUCCGCCCCGGCUUCGCACGGGUGCAAUGUUUAAA
Maniola jurtina (meadow brown) is the source of this 2667-nucleotide messenger RNA. It is a transcript of the gene trbd, whose product is annotated as ubiquitin thioesterase trabid. Gene Ontology annotation, molecular function: cysteine-type deubiquitinase activity; K63-linked polyubiquitin modification-dependent protein binding. The transcript has 19 exons. Gene Ontology annotation, biological process: protein deubiquitination involved in ubiquitin-dependent protein catabolic process; cytoskeleton organization; positive regulation of Wnt signaling pathway. Gene Ontology annotation, cellular component: cytoplasm; nucleus. The record is from RefSeq and is a predicted model, not a curated record. Bases 531 to 2501 code for a protein of 656 amino acids. Lineage: Eukaryota; Metazoa; Arthropoda; Insecta; Lepidoptera; Nymphalidae.